Molecule: messenger RNA, 1172 nt
Organism: Cinclus cinclus
Lineage: Eukaryota; Metazoa; Chordata; Aves; Passeriformes; Cinclidae
Gene: ELAVL3
Product: ELAV like RNA binding protein 3
Exons: 7
Coding region: 1-1128 (375 amino acids)
Cellular component (GO): ribonucleoprotein complex
Molecular function (GO): RNA binding
Source: RefSeq, a predicted model, not a curated record
AUGGUGACGAUCCUGAGCACGGUGGAGGCCCAAGCUCCCAGCACCGCGGGGCCAUCAGGCUGUGGCCCUGUCCCCGUCCCCGUCCCCGUGGUGGCCGUGCCAGGCCCAGGGGUGGCGGCAGCGUUGCCCAACGGGGCCCCUCCGGGUCCCCCACCCGUGACAGAUGACAGCAAAACCAACCUGAUUGUCAACUACCUGCCCCAGUCCAUGAGCCAGGAGGAGCUGAGGAGCCUCUUCGGGAGCCUCGGGGACAUCGAGUCCUGCAAGCUCGUCCGGGACAAGGUCACCGGGCAGAGCCUGGGCUACGGCUUCGUCAACUACGUGGAGGCCGGGGACGCAGACAGGGCCAUCGGGGCCCUCAACGGCCUCAAGCUGCAGACCAAGACCAUCAAGGUGUCCUACGCCCGGCCCAGCUCCGCCUCCAUCCGCGAUGCCAACCUGUACGUGAGCGGGCUGCCCAAGGCCAUGGGGCAGAAGGAGAUGGAGCAGCUCUUCUCCCAGUACGGCCGCAUCAUCACAUCCCGCAUCCUCGUGGACCAGGUCACAGGUGUGUCGCGGGGGGUGGGGUUCAUCCGCUUCGACAAGCGCGUGGAGGCCGAGGAGGCCGUGCGGGGGCUGCACGGGCAGAAGCCCCUCGGGGCAGCUGAGCCCAUCACGGUCAAGUUUGCCAACACCCCCGGGCAGAAAUCGGGGGGGACCCUGCUGAGCCUAUGCCCCGGUGCCCGGCGUUACGGGGCCCUGCACCCCCCCCCGCAGCGCUUCCGACUGGACAAUUUGCUGAACGUGGCUUACGGCGUCAAGAGGUUCUCACCGUUGGCCAUCGAGGCGGUGCCGGCGCUGGCCGGGGUGGGCUUGGGGACCCCCAGUCCUGGCUGGUGCAUCUUCGUCUACAACCUGGCGCCGGAGGCGGACGAGAGCGUCCUGUGGCAGCUUUUUGGACCUUUCGGCGCCGUCACCAACGUCAAGGUGAUCCGGGACUUCGCCACCAACAAGUGCAAAGGGUUCGGGUUCGUCACCAUGACCAACUACGAGGAGGCGGCCAUGGCCAUCGCUAGCCUCAAUGGCUACCGCCUGGGAGACCGCGUGCUCCAGGUGUCCUUCAAGACCACCAAGCAGCACAAAGCCUGAGGUUUGUCCCCCUCCCCUGUCGGGGACGGGGGUCUCCCGUCACC